AUGGAGACGAUGCAGAACGGACAAGCUACAGAGGAGGCCGCAGCAGCUCGGGACGGCUCUGUUUGCGGAUACAAGUCGCUCCAUCGCCUCCUCCGCCACGAUCUCAACCCCCAAGUCUUUCAGGAAGUCAGUCGUUUACAUAUUGGAUUGAAUUGUGUAAGGACUCUUCAAGUUGAUCCUCUGGCGGAUUCUGCAAAAGCUCUCUCAUCUGAAUGUAACUUUGACAUACAGGCAUUUCGCUUUACGGCAGACAAGGAGGAAUUAAGAGAACCACGAGUUGUCAAAGUUGGGCUUAUUCAAAACUCUAUAGUUCUUCCCACAACUACUUCCUUUCUAGAUCACAAUAGAAUGAAAGACGCUGCUGGUGCUUUAGGAGUGAACAUCUUAUGCUUGCAUGAAGUGUGGAUGAUGCCAUUUGCCUUUUGCACAAGAGAGAAGAGGCGGCGUGAGAACAUGUUCAUUGUCAAUCCUAUCGUUGAGAGGGAUCGCUGCCAUUGCCAACAGUUCAUUGAUCGGGUAGGAACAGAAUCAUUUUCCAAUCUGUUCACAUCGGGCGACGGGAAGCCACAGCAAGCUGAUUUCGGGCACUUUUAUGGAUCCAGUCACUUUUCAGCUCCAGAUCCUCUGUGCACACGCCCCCACAGAGAUGGAUCGGUGGUCUAA
Rhodamnia argentea is the source of this 663-nucleotide messenger RNA. Its product is annotated as beta-ureidopropionase-like. Lineage: Eukaryota; Viridiplantae; Streptophyta; Magnoliopsida; Myrtales; Myrtaceae. The record is from RefSeq and is a predicted model, not a curated record. The transcript has 4 exons. Bases 1 to 663 code for a protein of 220 amino acids. Gene Ontology annotation, molecular function: beta-ureidopropionase activity.